ACAAAACGCACCGUUUAAGCUCUGUAAAUAUCUGGCGCUCCAGAAUCCAGACAAAAACAAGCUGAGAAACCUCGCAAAAACCCUGCUCCUUUCUUCUUUCUUUCGGCUAGAGGCGCAAACUCUAUCUUAUGUACCGAAGAUGCUAACUUCUGUUCCCAUUUUACCGUCGAAACUCCAAUCUGUUUUCCCUUUCGGCCACCACCACUACCAUUCCAUCUCCCAUAAGCCAACACCAAUUCACCAGUUCUCUUUCCUAGUCCAAAACCAUGUCAAUCCUGUAAAUUCCCUCAAAGGCUCGGGCUAUUUAUCCUCAAUUGGCCUCGCCAUCGAGCAGGAAGAAGAGUACCGCAAGGCCCGAGCCGCAGUGACGCGAAAGGGAGUGGACCUGGAAGGCUAUUUCAUCGAAGGCGUUUCGGUUGGAGGCCAAGAAACGUGUGUGAUUAUCCCUGAAUUGAAGUGCGCGUUCGAUAUUGGCAGGUGUCCUUCACGCGCUAUCCAGCAGAAGUUUGUAUUCAUCACUCAUGCCCAUCUUGAUCACAUAGGCGGGCUGCCAAUGUAUGUAGCUAGUCGCGGGUUGUACAACUUAGAGCCUCCAAAAAUUUUUGUUCCUCCAUGCAUUAAAGAGGAUGUAGAGAAGCUGUUCGAAAUUCACAGAGCAAUGGGCAAUGUGGAACUGAAUCUUGAUUUAGUUGCUUUAGAUAUAGGUGAAACGUAUGAAUUGCGGAAUGAUAUUGUUGUUAGACCAUUUAGGACUCACCAUGUUAUACCAAGCCAGGGUUAUGUCAUAUACUCCAUCCGUAAAAAGCUGAAGAAGCAAUACUCUCAUCUGAAAGGCAAGCAAAUCGAAAAAUUGAAGAAAUCUGGUGUUGAGAUUACAGACAUUAUAUUGUCUCCAGAGGUGGCUUUUACUGGAGAUACAACAUCAGAGUAUAUGCUAGAUCCACGUAAUGCAGAUGCCUUGAGGGCAAAAAUUCUUAUAACUGAGGCAACUUUCCUUGAUGAAGGCUUUAGCAUUGACCAUGCACGGCAACAUGGUCAUACACAUUUAUUUGAGUUGCAGAUAAUUGAGAAUGCCCAGUGGAUUCGGAAUAAAGCAGUAUUGCUUACACAUUUCUCCUCACGGUACAAUAUAGAGGAUAUUCGUCAAGCUGCAUUGAUGUUACAGUCUAAGGUGUCGGCGAAAGUUGUCCCUCUAACAGAAGGUUUCAAGUCAGUAUACUCUUAGUGAUACAAAACGCCUCAUAUGGUCUUUAAUUGGCAACUGUGAGAAGCUAUAUGGUGCCGGAAGUAUAGGGGAAAAAUUGAAGAGAAAAGUAAAUUUAAUUUCAUCCUCGAUAGGAUGUUCUUUGUAGAAAUUUCCAUGUGUCUUGGUAUAUAAUUAUUGAUGGCAGAAAUCUUGAUGAGUCGCAAAAAAAUAUAAAGCCACAACUGGGGAAGGCUUGUAACUGGACACUGGAUGUCAACAUGUAAAGUCUUCGUAUGAAAUUGGUGUCCAUUUGUAGGAACUCUAAUCAUCCGUACAUUUUAGAACAUUGCUUUUCUGAA
This is a messenger RNA of Carica papaya (papaya), 1545 nucleotides long. RefSeq names its product Metallo-hydrolase/oxidoreductase superfamily protein (gene CPZ). The record is from RefSeq and is a predicted model, not a curated record. Lineage: Eukaryota; Viridiplantae; Streptophyta; Magnoliopsida; Brassicales; Caricaceae.